CCGAGCGGCACCGGCCGCUGCGCGGGCGCCGGGAGGAGCGCGCCGGGGCCGCCGAGAGGCGAUGGCGAGGCGAGGGGCUCCCUCACCAACCAAGCGCAAGGACAGGUCUGAAGAGAAGUCAAAGGACCGGUCCAAGGAUAAAGCAGCCACUAAGGAAUCAGGUGAAAAGGAUCGUGGUCGGGACAAGACACGCAAAAGACGCAGUGCUUCCAGCGGAAGCAGCAGUACCAGAUCCCGUUCCAGYUCAACUUCCAGCUCAGGGUCUAGUUCCAGCACUGGUUCUAGCAGUGGCUCAAGCUCCUCUUCUGCCUCGAGCCGCUCUGGGAGCUCCAGCACCUCACGCAGUUCCAGUUCCAGCAGCUCCUCUGGAUCUCCCAGUCCCUCUCGACGGAGACAUGACAACAGGAGACGGUCCCGCUCCAAGUCCAAGCCACCCAAGAGAGAUGAAAAGGAGCGGAAGAGGCGGAGCCCAUCACCCAGACCCACAAAAGUUCAYGUUGGAAGGCUCACUAGAAAUGUGACCAAGGAUCACAUAAUGGAAAUUUUUUCCACUUAUGGAAAGAUUAAAAUGAUUGACAUGCCAGUUGACAGGCUAAACCCACACCUCUCGAAAGGUUAUGCUUAUGUGGAGUUUGAGAACCCAGAUGAUGCUGAGAAAGCCCUGAAACACAUGGAUGGAGGCCAGAUCGAUGGUCAGGAGAUCACGGCCACAGCUGUGCUGGCACCACGGCCUCGGCCACCUCCCAGACGCUUCAGCCCCCCCAGGAGGAUGCUGCCACCACCGCCGAUGUGGCGCAGGUCACCCCCUCGCAUGAGGAGAAGGUCCCGGUCUCCUCGACGCAGAUCCCCUGUUCGCCGGCGAUCCCGAUCCAGGUCUCCUGGACGAAGGCGCCAUCGCAGCCGCUCCAGCUCAAACUCCUCAAGAUAAAGCAAAAGGACUGGACAGCUUUUUACUUUUUAACUUAAAUCCCAUCAAAUGAAAUAUUGUACCUUUUUUUUUAUAAUCAGUGUGGUUGAGGAGGAGUGAGAAAUAAUCCUGGCAGUGAAGGCAUCAUAAGAGGAGAGAGCACCUGUUCAUGGCCAGGAGCCUUUGCUGUGAGGCUUGUGGAUUCCUGGCAUUGAAUUGAAAUAAUUUUAAAAUGGCUUCGAUUUUAAAGGCUGUAAAAACAUCUUUUCUGGAUAGAGCGAAGGAAAAACAUUUCAGCCUCUCUUUCUCCAGUUAACAGCUGCUGCUUGGUGAUUGUAAACGCUUAGCACGCUGUGCAGACCAGCAUGUAAACCUUGAGCUAUUUCAGAGCCCCAGUAAGACAAGGUGGCACAUACCUUGAUCUCCAGGUGCCAGCACAGGAUUUUUCUAGGCAGCUGAAGCCCAGAUCUGCCUGAGACUUAAUUCAGUACAGAGUURUUGCUUUAUUCCAGUUCCCCCACAUGAUUAGUUUUUGCAGAGUAAGCGCUUCUGUAAUGCUUAUACCAGGCAAUCACCACAGAAACAACAGUCCAGCCCAGUGAACAUGGCGCUAUAGAGAACAACCUGGAAAUCCUAAGUAUUCUAUAGCUGUCCCCUUAAGUGAUUUCUUUMACCUUUUCUUUGAGGGUAUUGGUAAAAACUUCCUAUUCAGCCCACAGUGAGACAGUGUGAUGCUUUUACAAAUUCCAAAUGAGCAACUCUGCGCCAGCCCCCUGGAAACUGCAAGGCAGAGAGGGAGGCUUCAGGCSAAAAUGCUGACUAAUUAACUGGGAUUCACACAGAGAAAGGCAAAGAAUUUUAACAGCUGUUGUACAGUCAAUACUAUAUAGAUUUUUUUUUGUUUUGUUUUGUAUAACUUUGUAUCCUUUUGGGCCAUGUUGUGUUUGUACUUGUGUAGGACAAGCAAUUAUUGAAUAAAGCAGUAGGGUUGAGAAUA
Malurus melanocephalus (red-backed fairy wren) is the source of this 1904-nucleotide messenger RNA. RefSeq names its product RNA binding protein with serine rich domain 1 (gene RNPS1). Gene Ontology annotation, cellular component: nucleoplasm; cytoplasm; ASAP complex. Bases 62 to 928 code for a protein of 288 amino acids. Gene Ontology annotation, biological process: mRNA splicing, via spliceosome. NCBI's taxonomy places the organism in Eukaryota, Metazoa, Chordata, Aves, Passeriformes, Maluridae. Gene Ontology annotation, molecular function: RNA binding. The record is from RefSeq and is a predicted model, not a curated record. The transcript is spliced from 7 exons.